Molecule: messenger RNA, 573 nt
Organism: Botrytis sinoallii
Lineage: Eukaryota; Fungi; Ascomycota; Leotiomycetes; Helotiales; Sclerotiniaceae
Exons: 4
Coding region: 1-573 (190 amino acids)
Source: RefSeq, a predicted model, not a curated record
AUGCAUGCAUACGGUCUUCGCCAUAACGUCGUUUUCGCCACUACCACCUCCCCACUUUCAAUCAACCGACAGAAAUUCUACCGUCAACAACCUAUAAUGUGCCACAUUGCGCGAUCCGACACUCCUCCGAGGAUGAACAAGGUCCAGAAGUUACAUUUGAUUGAGGCUAUUCGAGGCCUUGAAGUUCGCACCGAAAAUCUCGGUUUCAAAGCAUCACCCUUUACCGCAUUCGACACCAGCAUAUCGCGAUGGAUAUCAUUUUUUUUUUCAGGAGAUGGCAUAGCAAAUACGCUAGCAGAAAUGUCAACUAUCGAAUUCCUAGGAGGGCAAAGCAAAGCAUUUCAACAAAGGAGAAGGACUCGAAUCGACCAAGACGCCAACAAAAGACUCACCACUAUGGCUCAAUCAUUCAUGGACCUUCUACCACAAAGCCUUCACCCAUUCUACCACGAUAACUCACCAAGAUCCUCCAGAGCUUUCCAGCGAAUGGGCCAUAAAUGUUUCCCGUUUCCCUUUUCCGAUUCAAACGUUGACGACAAACCUCUCAUCUGGUUCCCACCUGAUAACGAAUAG